This is a messenger RNA of Drosophila innubila, 572 nucleotides long. RefSeq lists its product as uncharacterized. NCBI's taxonomy places the organism in Eukaryota, Metazoa, Arthropoda, Insecta, Diptera, Drosophilidae. Bases 114 to 497 code for a protein of 127 amino acids. The record is from RefSeq and is a predicted model, not a curated record. The transcript is spliced from 2 exons.
UGGACUGAUAAGCGCAGUUGCCGUUACUUUCGUGGUCCAUAUUGUGCUUUGCCGUCAGUUCCAUUUCGUAGUUCGAAGCUUUCGCACCACUCACAGGAAAUAAAGCUAUCAAGAUGUUCAAAUCUUAUCAAUUGGCUGUAGCCGUAGCUCUGCUGUUUGUUUGCUUCAAUCCUGAGGUGACUUCCUUUGCCCGGAACUUGAAUCAUCAUCGUCCAAAUGUAACGUAUGGUGUGCCGGCCCAUAACUAUCACCCUGGCUAUAACCAGAGCAGGCCGGCUGUCCAGCAACCCAACAUUGGAUUCUAUAACCACGUUUCUCUUAAUCAACCUCAGCCCAAUUUCGGAUUCGGUUUCAAUCCACAGCCCGUCUAUAAUGGCAAUCCACAGCCCGUCUAUGGUGGCAACGGUUACCGCCCAGCAAAUCUUACAGCUGUUCAAGGAGGAUAUCGGCCACACAACAGCACCAGUGUAUUUGGAAAGCUCUUCAAGUUGUGGUAGAAACUAAACCCCAAAGUGUAAUUAAAAACUAUUCUCAAUAAAACAUAUUGUAUAUACGGUAUGUCAAGCAACUGA